Molecule: messenger RNA, 469 nt
Organism: Brachypodium distachyon (stiff brome)
Lineage: Eukaryota; Viridiplantae; Streptophyta; Magnoliopsida; Poales; Poaceae
Exons: 2
Coding region: 18-425 (135 amino acids)
Source: RefSeq, a predicted model, not a curated record
UAGAUGGCAAGUGGAGAAUGGUGCUAGCAUCCACUUCUGGGAGGAUACUUGAUUUGGUGGCUGAUCUUGAGAACUAUCCGCAAGUGGGAGUUGUAGUUCAAAGAAAAGAUGCAGGCUGCAGUAAACAAGUUCUGCACACACAUCUCUUGCCUGCUCCAGGAACCGAUUCGGCUGUCUUGGAGAUGAACGAGAUCCUCGACCUGUCUACUUCCUUCUCCCCAGCGACCCCUGAGCUUGGAGCUAUCCUGGCGGAGGCUGUUCCUGAGGGAUGCUCGUCGCUCCGCAUUUCGGACCCGUCGCCACCCAUCUCCAGCUGCCUGCCUGGAAUUCCCAGCAAGGAGGCGCGGUCUGCUUCUGAGAUCCGUGAGAAGCUCCAGGUGCUGCUGGCACGCCUCGCCGCUGGGCAUGCCCAAAUUGAUGCCUGAUGCCUGAGUUGUCCUCCUCUGUAUUGAUGUUUCAGUAUAUCCUC